Messenger RNA from Zonotrichia leucophrys gambelii, 901 nucleotides. RefSeq names its product casein kinase 2 beta (gene CSNK2B). The transcript is spliced from 7 exons. Lineage: Eukaryota; Metazoa; Chordata; Aves; Passeriformes; Passerellidae. Gene Ontology annotation, molecular function: protein kinase regulator activity. The record is from RefSeq and is a predicted model, not a curated record. Gene Ontology annotation, cellular component: protein kinase CK2 complex; cytoplasm. Bases 154 to 801 code for a protein of 215 amino acids.
GCGCGGCGCUGAUUGGUCAACGAACCGGAAAUGGCGGACGGGCGGCUGUGAUUGGUUGUGUCCGGCGCAGGGGCGGGGUUUGGGGCGGAAGCGGCGGCUGCGCGUGCGCGGAUCGUGCCCGGAGCGCCCCUCAAGCGGCGGAUCCCCGGGACCAUGAGCAGCUCCGAGGAGGUGUCGUGGAUCUCGUGGUUCUGCGGCCUCCGCGGCAACGAGUUCUUCUGUGAGGUGGACGAGGAUUACAUCCAGGACAAGUUCAACCUGACGGGGCUGAACGAGCAGGUGCCGCACUACAGACAGGCCCUGGACAUGAUCCUGGACCUGGAGCCCGACGAGGAGCUGGAGGACAACCCCAACCAGAGCGAUCUGAUCGAGCAGGCGGCCGAGAUGCUCUACGGGCUGAUCCACGCGCGGUACAUCCUGACCAACCGGGGCAUCGCCCAGAUGUUGGAGAAGUACCAGCAGGGAGACUUCGGGUACUGCCCACGGGUCUACUGCGAGAACCAGCCCAUGCUGCCCAUCGGGCUGUCGGACAUCCCCGGGGAGGCCAUGGUGAAGCUCUAUUGCCCCAAGUGCAUGGACGUGUACACGCCCAAGUCGUCGCGGCACCACCACACGGACGGCGCCUACUUCGGCACCGGCUUCCCGCACAUGCUGUUCAUGGUGCACCCCGAGUACCGGCCCAAGCGCCCCGCCAACCAGUUCGUGCCCAGGCUCUACGGGUUCAAGAUCCACCCCAUGGCGUACCAGCUGCAGCUCCAGGCCGCCAGCAACUUCAAGAGCCCCGUCAAGACCAUCCGCUGAGGGACCCCCAGAAAAACCCCCCAGGACCCCCAAAAUGCCCCCAGGACCCCGAACCCCCAACCCCCCCUGACCCCCAAAAGAGAUUUGGGCUGAAACGCGG